This is a messenger RNA of Colletotrichum orchidophilum, 1158 nucleotides long. Its product is annotated as 50S ribosomal protein L2. Gene Ontology annotation, biological process: cytoplasmic translation. The record is from RefSeq and is a predicted model, not a curated record. The transcript has 3 exons. Bases 1 to 1158 code for a protein of 385 amino acids. Gene Ontology annotation, molecular function: transferase activity; RNA binding; structural constituent of ribosome. Gene Ontology annotation, cellular component: large ribosomal subunit; ribosome. Lineage: Eukaryota; Fungi; Ascomycota; Sordariomycetes; Glomerellales; Glomerellaceae.
AUGUCGCGUCCUAUAAUGUUAUUGUCGGCUCAGAGAAGCUGCGCAAGUCUUCUUCGUUCGGCUGCCUUGCGUGGGCUUGCUCUUCGACAAUAUGCCACUGCCACUAAAAAGUCCGUCGAGAAGCCUGCCACAAAACCUAUCACCAGCGAGUUCGCCGCAUCUGCCUCCACCCCCGAGAAAGCAAGCAAUGACUCUGUCAUCAUGCGCACUUAUAAGCCGCGAACACCGGGUGUUCGUCAUCUAAAGCGCCCGAUCAACGAUCACCUGUGGAAAGGACGGCCCUUCCUACCAUUGACCUACCCUAAGAAGGGCCAUGGCAAGGGAGGUCGUAAUAACUCUGGAAAGAUCACCGUCAGGCAUCACGGAGGUGGCGCCAAGAGGAGGAUACGCACCGUUGACUUUGAGCGCUGGCAGGCUGGCCCACAUCUCGUCGAUCGCAUCGAGUACGAUCCGGGUCGAAGUGCUCAUAUUGCGCUGCUCUCGAACAAAUCUACUGGGCGCAAAAGCUACAUCGUCGCCGCCGAGGGUAUGCGUGCCGGUGACGUCGUCCACAGUUACCGUUCUGGUAUCCCCAAGGAUCUUCUCGACAGCAUGGGCGGCGUUGUCGACCCCGGUAUUUUGGCAGCCAAGACCGCCUGGAGAGGCAAUUGUUUGCCUAUGCACAUGAUUCCUGUCGGUACCGUUGUUUUCAACGUCGGCUCGAGAGCAAAGGGCGGUGCUGUUUUCUGUCGCAGUGCUGGCACCUACGCAAUUGUGGUUUCCAAGGAGGAAGAGACCAGGGACGACGGUACCAAGGUUGUUACGGGCAAAUACAUCAACGUCCGUCUCCAGAGCGGCGAGAUUCGUAGAGUCAGCAAAGAUGCUUGUGCAACGAUUGGAGUUGCCAGUAACCCGCACCACCAGUACAGACAGCUGGGCAAGGCCGGAAGAAGCAGAUGGCUCAACAUUCGCCCGACGGUUCGUGGUCUUGCCAUGAACUCUGUCGACCACCCCCACGGCGGUGGUCGUGGAAAGUCCAAGGGUAACCGCCACCCGACCAGUCCUUGGGGCACGCCGGCCAAGGGCGGUUUCAAGACCCGUCGCAAGCAUAAUUACAACAAGUGGGUCGUCGAGCCGAGAGUACGCAACAUGGGCAAGAGAAGAAGCAAGGCCUCUUAA